Messenger RNA from Elgaria multicarinata webbii, 638 nucleotides. It is a transcript of the gene APOC1, whose product is annotated as apolipoprotein C1. Gene Ontology annotation, cellular component: high-density lipoprotein particle; very-low-density lipoprotein particle; extracellular region. The record is from RefSeq and is a predicted model, not a curated record. Lineage: Eukaryota; Metazoa; Chordata; Lepidosauria; Squamata; Anguidae. Bases 159 to 437 code for a protein of 92 amino acids. Gene Ontology annotation, molecular function: phospholipase inhibitor activity; fatty acid binding. Gene Ontology annotation, biological process: negative regulation of lipoprotein lipase activity; very-low-density lipoprotein particle clearance; triglyceride metabolic process. The transcript has 4 exons.
AACCGAGUCAGGUUGCUCCCUUGCAGGGGAGAAGGGGGCGGAUGACGGAGGCAGGAUGGUAGGUUUAUAGGGAGCAGCAGUCGGGCAGGAAUUCUGAUUACAUCUUGGAUUAUUGUCUCUGUUCCCAGCUACAAAAACUCCGAGAUCCUCCAAAGGCCAUGCAGCUGGCAGUGUCCAUCGCGGUCGUCCUCGUGGCUUUAUCUGUCGUGACAGGAACCCAGGAUGUUACAGUGACAGAGCCCACCUUGUCUCAAAAGUUUGAGAAAGUCCAGCAGGAUUUUCAGAACUUCGCCAACCGUAUUGGAGAGAGGACCAAAACGGCUUUCAAUGACCUCCAUCACAGCGAAUUCAGCAACAGGACCAGGAACUGGUUUGCUGAGAAUUUCCAGAAGAUGAAGGAGAAAUUCAGGGCCAUUACCAACAGGGAAUCUGACUGAAGCGGUGGGCGAGAUGCCGGCUCCCCGUACGCACCCCUGAUCGGAAGGAGGGCUCUUGCACGCUCCAUGUAGCACUGAAAUAUUACCUUGCUCUCCAGGGACUGCGUAGCUAUCCCUUCAUUUUCUACUCUCCCUUUUUGGGUUUGUUAUGUUUUUAUUUGCAAGCAUUUAUUGGACUCAAAUAAAAAGAAAACGCUUCCC